GACAGUGAUGAGAAGAAGGGGGCGGGCCAAGGGGAAAGGCGUUGGAAAGUACCACCUAUCCAACCACCAAGCAACAGUAAAGUGAUUCUUCAGCAUUGGGAUCUAGCUGUCAGCUUCUUUGUAUUGUCAAGAUGUCUCUUUCUAAGAAGCUAACUUUGGACAAACUGGAUGUUAAAGGGAAGCGAGUCAUCAUGAGAGUAGAUUUUAAUGUUCCCAUGAAGAAGAACCAGAUUACAAAUAACCAGAGAAUCAAAGCUUCCAUCCCAAGCAUCAAGUACUGUCUAGAUAAUGGAGCCAGGUCAGUAGUUCUUAUGAGUCAUCUAGGUCGACCUGAUGGUGUUCCCAUGCCAGAUAAAUACUCAUUAGAGCCUGUUGCUGCUGAGCUCAAAUCCUUACUGGGCAAGGAUGUUCUGUUUCUAAAGGACUGUGUGGGCCCAGAAGUGGAGAAAGCCUGUGCCAGCCCGGCUUCUGGUUCAGUUAUCCUACUGGAGAACCUACGCUUUCAUGUGGAGGAAGAAGGAAAAGGCCAAGAUCCUUCUGGAAAUAAGCUUAAAGCUGAACCAAUUAAAAUAGAAGCCUUCCGAGCAUCACUCUCCAAACUGGGGGAUGUCUAUGUCAAUGAUGCUUUUGGCACUGCUCACCGGGCCCACAGUUCUAUGGUGGGAGUGAAUCUGCCCCAGAAAGCAUCUGGAUUCCUGAUGAAAAAAGAGCUGGACUACUUUGCCAAAGCCUUGGAAAACCCAGAGAGACCCUUUCUGGCUAUACUUGGUGGAGCCAAAGUGGCAGACAAAAUCCAACUUAUCCAAAAUAUGCUGGACAAAGUCAAUGAGAUGAUAAUUGGUGGUGGAAUGGCUUUUACCUUCCUUAAGGUACUCAACAACAUGGAGAUUGGUGCAUCCCUCUUUGAUGAAGAAGGGGCCAAGAUUGUUAAAGAUAUCAUGGCUAAAGCCAGUAGGAAUGGUGUGAACAUUACCUUUCCUGUUGACUUUGUCACUGCUGACAAGUUUGAGGAGAAUGCUAAAGUUGGCCAAGCCACUGUAACAUCAGGCAUACCUGCUGGCUGGAUGGCUUUGGACUGUGGUCCUGAGACCAACAAGAAGAAUGCUCAAGUUGUGGCCCAAGCUAAGCUAAUUGUGUGGAAUGGACCUGUAGGGGUAUUUGAAUGGGAUGCCUUUGCUAAGGGAACAAAAGCCCUCAUGGAUGAAAUUGUGAAAGCCACUUCCAGGGGCUGUAUCACCAUUAUAGGAGGUGGAGACACUGCUACUUGCUGUGCCAAAUGGAACACUGAAGAUAAAGUCAGCCAUGUGAGCACUGGAGGAGGUGCCAGUCUGGAACUCCUGGAAGGUAAAGUCCUUCCUGGAGUGGAAGCCCUCAGCAACCUGUAGUUGACUUUUCCUUUCCACUAUUUCCUGUCCAUAGGCUUUAAUUCAACUUAGUGCUCUACACUGCAACUUGACUUUUGUUAUAGUUUACCCCUAUACCAAGGCCUAGGCAAUGACUAGGGAUUAGUUAUCAGGAACUCUUAUCAAUACAACAAUGCAACUCAUUUUAGUUCUGUCAUGCAUUUGCCUGCUCUCUUCAAGAUCUCAGUUAAACUUGUUGUGAUUCAUAGGAAGGAGAUGCUCUUACAUUGCAUAUUAAAGUGAGUUGAAUAAGCUUAA
Messenger RNA from Callorhinus ursinus (northern fur seal), 1661 nucleotides. It is a transcript of the gene PGK2, whose product is annotated as phosphoglycerate kinase 2. Gene Ontology annotation, cellular component: sperm fibrous sheath; cytosol; extracellular exosome. Gene Ontology annotation, biological process: gluconeogenesis; glycolytic process. Gene Ontology annotation, molecular function: ATP binding; ADP binding; phosphoglycerate kinase activity. The record is from RefSeq and is a predicted model, not a curated record. NCBI's taxonomy places the organism in Eukaryota, Metazoa, Chordata, Mammalia, Carnivora, Otariidae.